CAAUUGAAAGAAAAUUCUAGAAGCUGAUCGCCCUAUAAAUUUGAUACGCUGUAAAUUUAAGCCAAACCCUAGUUCCAUUUCGAUCUAUUGCUGUCUCUGCUCCUCAAAUUGUUACACCACCAAUUACAACAGUUUUGCUUCCAUAUAUCUUCGAUCAGGGCGUGGUUAGACGGUGCUGAUUUUUUGGCUGUGCACUUGCGAUCUGCUUUUACAUUUUGGUGAGAGUAAAGCUCUGAGAUCGUAAGUAGCUCUGGUGAUGGCGUCGAAACGUAUCUUGAAGGAACUCAAGGAUUUGCAGAAGGACCCUCCUACGUCAUGCAGUGCCGGUCCAGUUGCAGAAGACAUGUUUCAUUGGCAAGCAACAAUCAUGGGACCUAAUGAUAGUCCAUACUCUGGUGGUGUGUUCUUAGUUUCAAUUCAUUUCCCACCUGACUACCCCUUCAAGCCUCCUAAGGUUGCAUUUAGGACGAAGGUGUUCCAUCCAAACAUCAACAGCAAUGGUAGCAUAUGCUUAGAUAUCCUCAAGGAACAAUGGAGUCCUGCACUAACAAUCUCCAAGGUGUUGCUUUCCAUUUGCUCAUUGUUAACGGACCCAAAUCCUGAUGAUCCGUUGGUGCCAGAGAUAGCUCAUAUGUACAAGACUGAUAAGACCAAAUAUGAAGCCACUGCUCGUAGCUGGACACAGAAGUAUGCAAUGGGAUGAGGAUAUGAUUGAUUCAUAUUUUUGAAUCUGGAUGAGAUAUGGGAUAUGAUGGAUGGUUGAAAGAAUAAAAAUUGUUAAGCUUUUUCAUCACUUUUUAUUCUUCAAGUUGAAAUUGAAAUGUUAAUGAAAUGGUUGUUAAGAUUUGUCUUCUCAUCUUGGUAUGUGUAAUAUUGGAUUUUGAUUUACUGACUAAAAGACGUUUAGAAAAUGUGUUAUUGUUAUGUUUUCCAAUCAUAAGCAGUUUCUUCCUGAAAA
Messenger RNA from Lactuca sativa (garden lettuce), 958 nucleotides. RefSeq names its product ubiquitin-conjugating enzyme E2 28. NCBI's taxonomy places the organism in Eukaryota, Viridiplantae, Streptophyta, Magnoliopsida, Asterales, Asteraceae. The record is from RefSeq and is a predicted model, not a curated record.